ACAGAUCAUUAAUAUCAGUAUUAUUUCAGGAUGGUUACUAUAAACAUACUCAACUUUGUAGUUGCACUUGCGCUUUUGACGGACUUGUAUUCUUCCAAUGAAAUCAAAGAGUGCAAAGAAGCUAAAGAUAUUCCCGGGAAUAACUACCGGGGUACAGUGAAUACUACGAUAUCAGGUCUAACUUGUCAAAAAUGGGACGAAAAAACACCGAAUAACCACGAUGUAAAUCACAAAGAAUAUCCAGAUUCUGGAUUGGGAGGCGGCCAUAAUUACUGUCGAGGUCCUACAAAAUCUACUUUUUUCUUUCCUGACGGGCCAUGGUGCUAUAACGGGGAGGGAAAAGAACCGCCGUACGAAUACUGCGACAUUCCUACUUGCGAGGAAUCAUACUUCCAAAAACGGGCAAUUAAGUCUACCUCGGCCAAACCGACAACCUGGAGUAUAGCAACGACUUAUAUGCCAACAGGCCGCACAGAGCAGUCUGGAGGCCAACUUAGUCGAAGCGUUACCCGCCAUCUUUCAUAUACCACACAUCGUCCAACCUUUUCACCCUCCACACCAGCUCCGACAACUCAGCCGCGCGGGAAAGAAGGUUUUGAAAAAAAGCGUAUGGGAGUAGGUACAGAAAUUUUCUUUAUGGUAUUCCACAUAUUUAACCUGGUCCUGACAGCUAUUGUAAACCCAGUCUUCAUCCUCAUCGUGGUAACCAGGAUAAAUCUAAGGAAGGAUCCCUCCGUGAUCCCCCUCUUGGUAGCAUGCAUUGUAGCAUUAGUUAAUUUGGGGACUAACUGGGGGUUUUACAUGGGAAUCAAGAAGGGCUUUACCUGGUUGUAUAAAAACAACAGAGACCUUUGUUGGUUCACGGAUGCUGUUUCGGAUAAGAUCUCCAUGUUUCAAGUUGUGUGUUAUGCAAUCGUUACUCUAGAGGCAGCCUAUGCGAUGCAAUACCCCAUGAAUUACAAAAGAUCGAGCUGGAGAACAUUCUGGACUAUCAUAGGAGCCCUCUUUGUGGACCUCUUGCUGCUGGCAGCCCAGAUAUAUUUCUACUAUUUCUGGACAAAUACACCUGAUUUAAUCACCAGUUUUAUAGAGAAACUAGGUGGGGAGUCAUAUGGUAUUUUUCGGUAUAAAGAUAAUGUCCUGAGAAGAGAGAAAACAUUUGGUUGGCAUUUCUACUUCAUGCGUUGUGAAAGAUAUCAUAUGCCUGGAUCGUGGGACUAUUUGCUGAAUAUUCUGUUGGGAUUGGUACCCUGCCUCUGGGGUCUUGUUUGCAUGACUUACACCCUCGCCCAAGCAUUCAACCCUCGUCGCAAGCGAAGGAACUUUAUUGCUGCAGUUUCAGGCAAAUACAACUUCACGGUAGAAAAUCUGGAAGAUGACGAAAACCGAGCAAAAAGUGUUGCUUUGAUUACUAUGGUCUGUUCAAUAGUCCCGGCUCUUAUGUACAUUAUAUACUUCAUGAUUUAUCUAAACCCUGAUUCUGAGGACACGUUGCUAUACAUUUUCGGUGUGGAUGGGUUUUAUUGGUUUCAGGAAGUGCUCAAGCGUUCAUGCCUUCUGACCUCCUGGCUUCCGGCUCUUAUAUCCCUAUUCCUUAACCCGAGUAUUGCAAGAGCGAUGAUGGGACUGUUAAGAUUCAGCAGAAAGAAGGAAGUGGAGAAAACUGGGUCAGUGUAGACUGGAGAAUGCACUAAGGAGAUGGCUGGGAAUUCUCCUUAAAGCGGAGAUAUAGACAAUAAUCAUAAUAGUAAAUUAGUAAGUAAUGAUAAAUCAUAACUAAUUUAAGUUUAACCUAAUUAAUAUUAAAAUAUUUAAUACUAUCACCUCAUUACCUAAUAUAUUUACUUCAUAACGUGAGCCGUCAUUAUUAUUUGACGGGUUUCAAAUCUCAAAUGACAAGACCUACCUACCUAUUGAACCUAUUGAGAGGUUUAGAAGUAGGCAUCUUCACGGCCAUCGCGCGAUCUGCGGACCACCUCCUUGACUGCACCAGUCUAUUAUCGAGUUAGAGUUUUCUGCACUGUAUCCAGGAGUAGGGGGCUUGUCUGGAAGGGUGUCUAGGAAGUUUCCAAGAGAUGUCUUGAAGCUUGUCAAAGUCCUUUGAGUAUUGACAAUUUUGGGGAGAACAUUACAGAGUCUUCCAGCUCUCACUGCGAAUGAGUGGUCGUAGGUGGAGCGUGCAGCAACUGAUGCUUUUUUUGUGAGAGAAGGGAGUAUAACUUUUACUCCCAGUCUGGCAUUCUCUCUGAACUGUACAUCAAGGUCAUUUGGACAUAUACCCUGGAGAACUUUCCACAGAUGUAUGAUGGUGUAGCGUUCUCGGCGUCUUGGCAGUGAUGUAAGUUUCAGUUCCUUCAGUCUAUUCCAAUAAUCGGUGUCUUUGAGCCCUCGAAUCCGUCUAGUGAACUGGCGUUGUAUGCUCUCGAUAGACUGGAUAUCAUAGAUCUUGUUUGGAUUCCAAAGCGAGCAGCAGUACUCCACUCUGGACCUUAUCAGGGAUUUGUAGAGCUGGAGCAUAACAGGUGGUGUCCUGUCUUUGAAUACUCCAAGAACCCAAGAUGCCAUCUGACGUGCCUUGGCCUUGUCAACCAUGAUAUUGAUAUGUGGAGUCCAGGAGUAAUCAUCGGACAUGUUGACUACUAGGUCACGCUCUUAUGGGCUUCUUUCUAUGACUGAUCCAUUUGGAGUGGUGUAGUUUGUGAUGUCACUCAUAAAUGGCAGCUCCUCUGAAAGUGAUUUAGAGGCCGGUGUUCUAUAGCAAACAAGUCCAAACUUGUUUUCGUGCAGUUUCAUGUUUUUGUCCUUGGACCAACGUAUGAUUUUGUUUAGAUCUUCUUGAAGAAGAUUGCAGUCGUUUAAAGUUGAUAUUUUUCUGCCUAUUCGGGUGUCAUCGGCAAAGCUGCUAAGUUUGGAAUCUUUCACGUACUGAUCUAGAUCGUUGACAUAAACUUAAAGAAGAAAGAGGAUUGGACCAAGUACAGUCCCCUGCGGUACUCCACUGAUAACCGGCAUUGGCCUAGGAUUUUUUCCAUUAACAAUGACCAUUUGAGUCCUAUCAAGGAGGAAUUGUUCAAUCCAUUUGUACAGAUUACCUUGUAUUCCAUACGACUAACCUUUUUGAGAAGUAGGGAAUGAUCUACCUUGUCGAAGGCUUUAGCGUAAUCAAGGUAUAUCACGUCUGUUUCGGAGCUGUCUCAGUCUAGGUAGUUGUUUAGGAUGUAAUCCAUGUGUUGUAAUAACUGUGUAAGACAGCUUCUACCUUUCCGGAAACCGUGUUGUUUCUUAGAAAAUAUGUGAUUCGAUUCCAAGUGCUCUACCAUGUUCUUUCUUAGUACCCUCUCAAACACUUUUAUCGUAUCCGGGAAGUUAACGAGAUAGGUCUAUAAUUUCCCGGGUCUGUUUUGUUUCCUUUUUAAACACUGGCAUGAUAUAUUGUUCCUUAUAGACUGAAGGAACUUGACUAUUUCUGAAGGAGUUCUCCCAAAUGAUCAUCAGGGCUUCUGAAAGCGGUUGUUUGCAAGCUUUCAGUAUCCUCGCUGGACUGUCCCCAUCAGAUGUUGCUGAGUCAGCAUCAAUUUCAUCAAUAGCUGUGAUGAGGUCCUCUUUACUAAAGUUGAAUGAUGUUAACUUUUCUGAGGGCGAUUUUAUAUUGCUGGUUGUGUAUUUUUUCUUCUCGCUGUCAGGGUCACUAACUAACAAUGAAUAAUUGAAUCUGCUCUAAUAUAUAUCUGAACGAAGCCACCGGGUAGUCAGGUGGUCUGUAGACUGUGUCAAAUGACAAGACUCCCAUUAUUAUUCCAUCCUUUA
Molecule: messenger RNA, 3807 nt
Organism: Bolinopsis microptera
Lineage: Eukaryota; Metazoa; Ctenophora; Tentaculata; Lobata; Bolinopsidae
Exons: 11
Coding region: 31-1677 (548 amino acids)
Source: RefSeq, a predicted model, not a curated record